GUUUUGAUGUCACAUGAUUUGUAAUGGCGAUGUGCACGUCUCUCGCUGGUGCGGCUACGAAGGGAUGGAAUCAAGGAUUUUGACACACUGAUGCAUGAACUCCUUUUUCCAUGAGAGAUUACAUUCGAUUGACUUUUCAUCUGCUGGAAGUUUGCCACUCAUACUCUGGUGUUCUUCACAUUAAUUAACCAAGAUGGCUCAUCAUCAACAUGUCACUGAGCCAACAGCACUUUUCCCUCAUCUUGAAUCAAAUGAUCUUCACACUGUCAAGGAGUUCAAGUCUUUGAUUCAGGAUAACUUGACAUCAGCUCGGGAACCUUCAUUCUUGAAUGCUCUUGUGGACUUCUACAUCCAGACCAACUCUUCCCAAGCCCAAGAUGUCCUAUCUGGACUCCGGGAACCUCUAGACAAGCCUUUGAUGGACAAGCUGAAUGAGUGCAUGAAGUACCGUCAUAGCCGUCUUCCUGCCCUGAACCUCAUCAGUCACAUUGUGAGACACCAGCCCACCUGGCUUCACAAGAUUGUCCAGGCCCCUCUCUUUACUUCUAUGAUUCAAUGUCUCAAGGUUGAUACCGAUAUCCCGGUACUGAUGUGUGGUAUUCUGGCGAUUACCACUCUCCUUCCCAUGAUUCCUAGCAAGGUUGGGCCAUUCCUCCAUGACAUCUGUGAAAUCUUUGCACGUCUUGCCUCUUGGAGUGUACACAAACCAGGUGAAGUGCAUGAUGUUCACCAGCUCCAUCUCCAAGCAGCUGUGUACGCCCUCUUCCAUAGACUCUAUGGAAUGUACCCUUGGAACUUCCUGGAGUUCCUCCAAAGUCACUUUGCCAACCGGGAGAAGGAGUUUGAGGUGGCCGUCUUGCCUAUGUUAGAGAGAGUAAGAAUGCAUCCUCAGUUGAUUGUAGGUCAGAAAGCCAAGGAAACUGACUUAGCAAGGUGGAGAAAAAUGGAGGUCCAUGACAUCCUGAUGGAGUGCGCCCGGGUGUGUCUGGAUACCACCGAAUCAACCCGUGAUGAUCGGUCCACCUGUGGUCUUUCACUGUCUGAGUCUGGGUCAGGCAUGGCAUACAACGUUGCAACGAGGAGCAAUGUUUCUUCCUCUUGCAAGACAUCGUCCCCAGGAAUGAUACCACCUUCCAGUGAUGCCCAGAUCCUUCCAGCCAGCAAACAGACCACUCCUUCCAACCUCAACAGAAAACCUGACGUGACCUCUAAUCUCAUCUCAUCACAAGCCAUCCUUUCUGCCAUGUGGAGUCCCGCAGUAGAUUGCGGCCUCACGACCCCGCCCACGUCCCAUCCCCCCUCACCGGGGGGUAGCAUGAUGGACCUCAGCCUCACCUCUUCCCUCCAGAUGGGGUACGGGGACCCCUCUAGUUCCCUCACCACACCCAGAGACUCGCCCCACUCCACUCUAGGAGAGGAACAGCCCCACCGUGUCCUCAACAUCAGUGAAGGCAGCACGCCUAACAAGUCGGGCCGGAAAUCUAGGGGGAAGGGCCCCGGGGCGUUGCCACGUUACCCUCCCAACAUCCUUCAGCGUACCACCUCUGCACCGUCCACUCCAGGGUACGAUGCCAACUCACAAUGGCUUCCGGCGUCCCCCAUCCGCAAGUACAGUGCGGAUCGGACAAUCUUCAAUUUCGGCAACAGGUCUUCGGCACAGCACCAAGCAUCAAAACCUGCAGACGGCGGUGGCAAGACGUCUGCGCCAAGAUCAAGGCAGUCGUCUGGGAAAGAAUCGGGGAUAGAGGAAUCGGUUCUGGAGGAUUCCAUCGAGGAAGAGAAGGGUGGCCAAAUCAAAUGCCCAAAACCAAGACAGGAGGAUGACCCUGAUGAUCAAGAAUCCUCCGUUUCUCUCAAAGAUCUUCCAAGUCUAAUAAGACACCUCUCUGAUAGCCAUCUAAGAUCAGAUGAUGCUACCAAUGCGGAGGUGUCUUCCAUCGUUAAUAGUCCUCAGCGAAACGUUGGUGAAUUCAUGUCAAAGAUCAUGGCCGGGCUGCAUCAUCACAAGGAGAGUCCAGAUGAGUCAGACCACCUUGUCUUGAACAGCACCCCGAAGUACGAAGUUGAAAAACAAAGUGGACAAGUGGUUCGUGGCACUGCAGAAGGUGCUGAUGAUGUCUCUAUGUCAGUGGAAGGAUCUCGUGCAGAUAUCAAGGGAAGGGAUGUAGGAAACGGUGUGAGAGCAGAAGAAACGGGAAUGGCUGGUGUGGACAGCACAUCAAGUUCUGGUGAUGCCGAUGCUGCGUUGCAUGAACUGCACCUUGAGGAAUCUAGUCCUUGCCAGAAGGAAUUCCAGAAGGUCAGCCAUAAUCUCUUUGGGGCUGGAACAGCCAAUGGAACUGUCCAUGAAGAAGAUAGUAAGAGGAGAGAGGUCAGUGAAGAGGGGAAGAUGGCGGAAGACUGUGAGCUCGGGGACAAAAUCACAGAUAGUGCCCUUUCAAGGCAGCACAGAGGCAAUCAGGGUUUCACGCCAAUACGCGAUUGCUCUGUGGACAGCAUGGAAUCGCCGUACCCAGCUGAAAUGAGCACCGCAUCCCAGCAUGCAUAUGCUUCAAUCAAUAGCAUGCUUCGGCAAGCCUUGCCAUAUUACAUGUAUACUCCGACAAUGGGCACUCCUGCACCCACCUCCCAGGAUAUAGGGGAUGAGAUCUCACUUGCUUCCUCGGAUUUUAGCCGAAGUGGCCCCCUUCAUGCUGUGUUUUCACCUGCAGAAAUGUUGGAUAGACAUAUCAAUAUGAGUGAUGAUGUUCAUGAUAAAGAAUUGAGUCGGUUACCCCUGACUAGUCAGAAGUCUGUCAAUUGGACACAUUACGGGGGUUCCCCUCCUGCUGAUGAAAUCAAUCUAUUGAAAGGCCAGCUCCAACUCCUUCAUAACCAGCUCCUCUAUGAGAGGCAUAAGAGAGAGGUCCAUGCGGGCAGGAAUAGAAGACUUCUUGGCAAAACUCACAAGGCUAAAGCGUAUGAAGAGUUGAACAGCGCCAUGAAAGAUCAACUACGACUCCAGGAGAACGAGAUAGCAAAGUUAAGUGCUGAGGUCAACCAGGUCAGACUAGAAAAUCGACAGCUCACUAUGGAAUGCCAUCACAAGGAUAAAAAUUUCCAACAGGCUGUUCAAAAAUUGGAGGCUGAGAAAGUGCACUUGACAGAAUGCAAAGAAGAACUGAACAAGCUUCUUGUCACACACAGACUUGAGGUUGAUAAAGUCAAAAAGGACCUCAAGGUUUCAAAUUCAUCGUUAUUUGACAUAGAACAAGAAUUGGCCAGUGCUCGAGGUGAUAUAGCUACCAAUAAUCACUUAAAAGAUGAGAUCAAACGUCUGAAUAAGGAGAUACUCCUGUUGGGAGAGACUAAUACCAAGUACAAGGAGAAAAUAGAGGAGAGUAAAUUAAGCAAAGCACUGGUAGAGGAAGAGGACAAGAGAAGAGAGUGUCUCAAGAAAGAAUUAGCUGACUGUCAUGAUGCUGCGAGACAGAAGAGCAUACAGCUUGAAGCGGCCAAAGCUAGAAUCACUGAGAUAGACGCCCUCCUCAUUCAAAGGGACCGAUCAAUAGCAGAGCAGAAGAGAUACCUUGAGAGCGUGAAGAGUUUAUCAAAUGGAAAGAUUGAGGCGAUGGAAGCAAAAUACAACUCCUUGAAAAAGGUAACGCAACGUCUGGAAGGGGAGCUUCUUAAACCCAACAAACACCGCAGUGAACAGUGCAACUCCCGUCGUGACCAUGCCCAACAACGUUCCAACCCAGAUGGAGCUCAGCUGGAAGACUCCACCUCCAGUUCUGGGAUUUCCCGCAGUAGGUCCAACAGUCCGCAGAAGAUGUUCAGUCGCAGCGGCAGCACAGGAUCACAGAAGAGUAGACCUGAUCCUGCCGAGAGAAGAACCCCAUUGGGAGAUGAGGGGGCAGCUACAGCACUUGCAAAUGUAAGGACAUCGCGUAAGACUUCCACUCCCACUCCUAAGCAGGUUCAACAAGCAACGCAGGAAGGGUCAAAGACACCUAGUCCCUGUGCAGGAGAGCUCUUGAAUCAACCAUCGGUAAAGUCGCGAUCGAAGGAAGGUCCUGUAAAUGGGAAAACGAACAAGAUGCAGAGUUCUGCCAUUCGAUUCAGCGAAGCUUCUCCUUUUCAGCGGGUGCACUCCGUGUCUAGUGCCCCUUCAAACUUAGCUCCCAAUGCUCCGCAAGGGAAUGCAUCUCAUGAGAGACCCUUCAAGGAUAGGGCAUCGGCUGUCGCCUCCAACAGUUGUCACUCCUGUCCUGAAUUCGACAAACUAUCUCAGCAUCCUGCUGGCAGUUUAGCUGGUAGCCCUCAUGGACUGUCUUCAGAGGGCAGUGAGGAUAACAAUGGGAGCCCUUCAAAUCAAGAAGGAAGGAAAGCGAAUGCGGAGAGAACUGCCAUUGUUGACGAUAUCGGGUGUGGAGUUGGUAGCCAGGGUAUAGCGUCACACUUGGAAUUGGAUGCAAGUGUGGAAGAGCAUGGAUUAUCUCAUUGGUGACAGAAUCAACCGAGAGUCAAUAAGAUUGACUUUGUGAUGUAAGCAACUCUAUCUGAAUUGAAUGUGCCACUGGAGUGAUGAUCACAUCACCAUGUGGGUGAAAUUUGUCAUAAAAAUUAUUUUCGUGUCACAUCCUUUGAUGAAUAGAAUAGGGUGGGUAAGGGAAGCAAGAACGCUGACAAAUACCUCUUUUGGUCUCAAUUUUCUGACGUAUAUAUACAGAUGUUUAGCUCUGAUUUAUGCCAAUCUCACUCCAGAGCGAUAUGAAAUUGAAUUCCUAGCAGAGUAGUUCCCAUAUCAUUGGUGUGUAUAGUGCGUCACAUUCAUAUGUCCUUGUCUUCUUGGGGGGGGGGGUAAUCUUGCCUAAAACCACUCAAAUUGAAAUCAGAAUUAUUGAUACUUCAAAAAUAAUCCAUAAUUGCUGAGAAUGUAGUGAGGCCCUCAUGUUUCCUCCUGAGCACUCUCGAGAGGCUAUUUAAGUAAUAUUCUGACAAAAUUGUGAAUCUGCAACUAAUCCCAAAAUCUAUCGCUGAUGUGUGCUAAAACUUUUUAUCUACAUUGUGUUUGUAUUCUUUGGUGUAGAUUUGUUUAAAUAAAUAUGUGAUCUCAAUAAGGACUAUUAGUAUUUUAAUCUACAUACACAUUUUAUAAGUUGGAAUGGGGUAACUUGGGUGGCAGGGGUGGGUGGGGGGUAGGAUAUUUUUUUCAUUAGUGGUAAAUAACCAAAAAUAUAGGCUCUGUCACAUCGUUCCAUGCAAGACUUGCAUUUGACCUGCAGGUGACUAUAGUUUGCUAACCACAGAUGGCUGGUAUUGACAGUAUCUCGCAUGCAUUUAAUAGCAGGAGUUGUGGGUGAUUGCCCACAACUCACCUGCAAGACUUGCACAGAACGAUAUGACAGGGCCUUUAAUAAUGAAAAUUAAAAAAAAAAAUCCUUUAGGUCAUUGACACAGAAAUUCACAAUUAAAAAAGGAUGUACAGGACAACAUAAUGUCCAACUUGAUCAUUGAGAGUCAGAGAUACUGGCCUAUUGUUAGGUCAGUUCUUAGAAGAUUCUGAAAUGCGGGGUUAUUCUGAAUGAUAAUGCAUUCAUGAUCAAUGUGUCAUUGGAUUUUCUGUUCUCUAAGGUGCUAUGGCCACACCAGAAUUUCUAUUUUGAUAACCCUUUGAAACAGAAUCUGCUAUUUGAAUUUACUGCUCAUGCAGCUUUAUGAUAUGAAAAAUCAACCCCCUUCCCCACCCGUGGUAAUGAAUUUAUCAUUUGCAUGAUUCGGUGCAGGUAGAUCUUUUGUUCAGUGACAUGCUAUCCAUAAAUAACCUAUCGUCUCCUCGUUUGUGUAAUUUUAACAAAGUUUAUUUCGCAGACAAUAUGAGAAAUUCAGCCAUGUAUUAAAAAAUUAAAAAAAUGCUGUGUAUGUCAUUUUUUCAUAUAUUAAUGUUUAACAAAUGGAUGUAUAGAAAAUGUUCAUAUCUUUGCAAGUCAUUUGUUUGAAAUAAGUUAAUGGCAAAUACAAGCAACUUGCACAUUGUUAUUUGUUCAUGUGAAAGCACAAAGCACUUUCAAUGGUGAAUAUUCCUCCUUGUAGCUGCUCUUUAUAGCUGACGUUAACAUAUAUCUCAAACCCAAGUUGCUAUAUACUGUUAUCUUGGCAUUUUGUUUAGGUAUUACCACCCCACCCUCCCUCACCCAAUUAUUGAAAGUAUCCAUGGGCAUUCUUCGAGUAAAUUAUGUCAUUUUCAAUAAUAAAAUUUCUUAUACAGAAUACAUUUUGGCCUAAAAUCAUUAUCUAUAUAUUUUUUGUGUAGAAAAGUUUACACUAGUGCCACUAUAUGAAUAAAAUUAAAGUGACCACUAGUCAGAUAAAAAGCCUUGUUCCAGUAAAUGAUACGUUCGCAAUCCAUUUAUAAAAUAGCAUGGUUUACACAUUUCAUGUUCAUCUGUUAUAAAAUAACAAAAAGGGUAUUAAGGUGCAAGUGUCUUUUUUCACAAAACCUGCAACCAGUAGUAAGAGCGAUAUUUAUUCAACAGAUUUUCUCAUAGUGAAUAAAUGCAACAAUCUCACUUGCUCGUAAUGAUAACUUGUCAUUUGUGAUUGAUAUCAUGUAUAAUGAAAGAGGGCCUAGGUCAUAAUUAUCAUCUUUGGGAUUAUAAAAGUUAGUUGAUGCAAGAAAUAUUUAUUAAUUUCAAGUCCAAAAUCAAUCUUAAAUCAAUCUUGCUUGCAAUUGUCCAUUGUCUCUUUUGGUUCUAUUAUAUAUUGUCUCGCUCUAGCGUUCUAGUCAUUCAUGCAAUUUUACUCCGAUGAGUGCAUGUCGAAAAGCUUCAGUAUGUCAGUUUUUAAGGCUAUUUUACGAUUUUGCGAUACCAAACACUUAUUUCUUUGCAAUUAAUUACAAAUUUGCAAUACAUUCAUUUUGUCUUUUGCAACAGAAUAUCAUGAAUUACUAAGAUAUAUCUAUCUAUUGGAAAUUUGUCGUGGAAUUUUGCGAUUGAUGGAAAAUACAUGUCAGAUUCACAAUACCUCUUCUAAAUUUCCAUUGUGUAUGUGGCAUGCUUGUAAAAUUCAAAGUUUUUGUGUGGGUCCUAUGACAUGUAUCUUUGAGUUAUCAUCACACACAUGUUGCACAUCACCUGGGUUUUGUUUUCAUGGGAAAAUUGCGAGUCUACCAGAAUAAGAUUGUCCACUUAUCUUGGUAAACUGCCGAUUGGUCUAUUGCCAACUCGUCAUGCCAUUCCGUCCAUCCACAUUUCGUCUAACAGCCAUUUGGUCCAAUAAUCACUUUGUCUAAUCACCAGUUCGUCUCGUUACCAGUUGGUCUAAUACCAAUUUCUUUUAAUUCAUUUCGUCCAAUUAACACCAAGUCCAAUAGACCAAAUGUUAUGUGGACUAAAUGACCAUUGGACCAAUUGGUUAUUAGACGAAAUGGUGAGUGGACGAAAUGACAAUUAGACCAUGUGGAUAGCGGACGAACUGAUGUUAGACCAAAUGAUAGUAGACGAGUUGGUAAUUGGACGAAUUGGCAUUAGACCAAAUGGAAAUAAACCCUUAUCUCUACUGCCAUUGCUCAUCAUGAUAACUCCAUAUUUUUCCAUGAGAACCAAUUGUCGAGCCAUUUUAUGGUCGAUCACAUGUGGUCUUUUGUGUCAGGGUGGUUUGUUACGCAAUUUAUCAUUUUAUGCAUGAUGAUUCUAUAAAAAUAACUUGAGUGCGAAAUGGCAAAAUACAAGCCCAAAGGUUUUUUUUUUUACCUUAGUUAAUAUUAAAAUAAAAAUUGACACAAAUAUGUACUUUGCAUUUAAUAUGUGUACCGGUAGUAAAAAGGUUAAUUUAAAUCAGAAUACAUGUAUUUGAACUUGAGCUCAUAUAAUUAGAAAUGUUUUAGAAACCCCCUUUUGGCAUACCAUAUACAGGUUGUUUCUUAUACUUAAUGACACGCCCUUUGGUUGUAUUUCUUAUAGAUUUUUAUUGUGAUCAUGUCAUUUCAUCAGGGAGGAAAACAUCAUUAUCUUCAUUAUGUUAAUUUAUUAUCCCUCACAAACAUGCUCUAUGGCACAUUGAUGCCAGGGAUGUGUUUCACAAAGAUUUAAGUAUGACUUAGAGUGGCACUUAAAUGCUGAUGUGCUCAUGAUAUGCAACGCGCAAUCUUAUUGACUAGGACGCAGUAUUGCGCGUCCUCUUGGCAUGAUCUGACCAAUGCUGUCAUGCCUUUUAUAACGCAAGCAACUAGGCAUGAAAUGUGAAACGCCCCACUGGUUGAUCUUUUACGAAGAUGGAAUUAAUUCUCAACUUUAACAAGCAAUCUAUAAAUAUUUAUUCACAAUGACAAAGUAUGGUGUUGCUGCCUCCCGCAACUAUUAUAACUUGACCAUUAUUGCAACUACCAUGGUAACGAGGCUCAGCAGACAAUCACAAUCAAGGUUGCCAUGGUAGUUGAAAUAACAAAGUUACCAUAGUUGUAAAUCUUUAUGAAACAGGGCCCAAGAUCUGUCAAGUUCUUGAAUGUUUAUGUACAAGUUAUGGGAGCGGUGCUAUUUGUAUACUACUAGAUUACAUAAUUUUGUGCAAUUAAAACAAAGAUGUUGUUUCGCAAAUUUCA
Lytechinus pictus (painted urchin) is the source of this 8584-nucleotide messenger RNA. RefSeq names its product hamartin-like. Bases 194 to 4489 code for a protein of 1431 amino acids. The record is from RefSeq and is a predicted model, not a curated record. Gene Ontology annotation, cellular component: TSC1-TSC2 complex. The transcript has 18 exons. Gene Ontology annotation, biological process: negative regulation of TOR signaling; negative regulation of cell population proliferation; regulation of cell cycle. NCBI's taxonomy places the organism in Eukaryota, Metazoa, Echinodermata, Echinoidea, Temnopleuroida, Toxopneustidae.